CAAAAGUCUAGAGAUACUCGGUUCAGAUAAUAACUUUCAUCUCGCAUCACGACACCUGUUUAGGUUUCGCAGCACCUGCACUCGCCUCAGAGUUUCCAAUUCGCUUACCCACCUUUUUUUUCAUCUGGACUGCGCUCCAGUCUUCCUUCAUCCGCUACAUUACCUCCUUUAUCGGCUCUGAGCCUUUACGAGUCACUACUGAUCCGGUUGGGCUCUUCUCCCAUUGCACUCUGCUCUUCUUAGUCCCCAGCGCUGACACUGUUUCUGCUUCUCUCCAUUUAAGGCCUUGAGGAUCUAAAUUAGCACCGUCGUCAUCAUGGCGUCGAGUUCGGACGAAGGCGAGAUCGUCGAGAACGGCGCUGAAGAUUUGAAGGCAACUUCACUGCAGCAUACUGGAGGAAGCAGUGUUGACCGUCAAGACAGAAACAAAAGUAGACUUUCGACUCCGGAUCACGAUUCGGCUUCUAGAUACAGCAACGGUUCACGACGAAGCAUUUCACCCCGUGGCUACAAGCGAUCGCACGACGAAAGAGACAGAGACAGGGAUCACUACAACUCCAGGCCUCGCGAUCAAGGUUAUCGCCGGAACUACGAGGAUUCGCGACGUGACGACCAUCGCAAGCCGCGAGGACAAUACGAUGACCUAGAUCGACCUGCAUCGCGCGCAUCAAAUUUCAGCUACGGGGGCCGCGAUCGGAGCCGCGACCGAGACAACUACCGCGAUGGAGACCGAGAUCGGUAUUCCAGCAAACGACCUCGAAACAGGAGUCGCUCUCCUCAAAGAUCCCGACCUUCGGAUAGGGGCAGGUUUGAUCGUUUUGUCAGAGAAGGCCAAUACGAUCGUCGCGACGAUGGGCCGAGGGAACUUAAGUAUGAUGAAAGCACGAGAAAUGGCGGUUCUAUGUCCAAGAGAACGACUGUAGGAGAGGCUUCACGCGCCCAAGGACAUCAUGCUAAACCUGAACAAGGCCUUACAAAUGGACAUGGCACUUCCAAGGCUUCUCAGCAGGAGCCAGCAGCUCAGAAGGAACCCGAACGAAAAUCGGAACCAGAGCCAGAGCCCGACUACGAAGAGCCAGAGCCUUUUGACGAAGAAGCUGAAAUUGAGCGACGCCGCAAGCGACGUGAGGAGAUUAUGGCUAAGCACAGUUCUGCAACUCCUCUCCUUCUCCAUGCUGUAGGUGCUGCUGCAAGUAAAGCUCACGGAGCUUCUCCUGCGUCCACCACGCCCGACACGCCCAUGAGAGCACAGUCCGACAUUGAAAGCCCCCGCACUCCCCGUUCAGAUAUCGCAUCACCGCGCUCUCCCGGAUCACAUACCGAAAUGUCUCCUGGGGGUAUCAACUUCCUCGAUGACAGAAACCUGAUGAACAGCCACGGGAAGGCUCAGCCAGACGAGGAGGAUGGCCCCUCAGCCGCUGACUACGAUCCUACUGGAGACAUGAAGGAGGAUGAACGACGACAUGAGCUCCGGCACGGAAACGUCGUACUUCAUGGUGAGCAGCAUCCCAUUGCAACGGAACAACAGCCACAGGAAGAUGUUCAAGAAGAGUCUACCGAAAAGACCGGCGGUGAUGACGACGAUGAUGACUUCGAUAUGUUUGCCGAAGACUUUGACGAGGAAAAGUAUGCCACAAAACCUGUCGAGCCGGUCGCGCCUAUCGAGGGCGACGGCAAGGCCCCUGAUGUCCCAGCUAUCAAGGGAGGUAUUCUCGAAGGUGACGACAAAGAUGGCUACUACAAGAUUCGUAUCGGUGAAGUCUUGAAUGGUCGGUAUCAGAUCCAGGCAGCACUGGGAAGGGGUAUGUUCUCAGGGGUAGCCCGUGCCGUCGACAUCACCACGAAGGAGCUCGUCGCUAUCAAGAUGAUGCGAAACAAUGAUGCCCUCCGAAAGGGAGGAUACACAGAGAUUGCUAUUCUGGAGAAGCUCAACGAGGCCGACCCUGAGGGUCGCAAGCACAUCAUCAAGUUUAUCCGCCAGUUCGACUACAAGGGCCAUCUGUGCAUGGUAUUCGAGAACCUGAGCAUGAACCUGCGAGAGGUUUUGCGGAAGUUUGGUAACAAUGUGGGUAUCAAUCUUGGAGCGACGCGAGCAUACGCAUACCAGAUCUUUGUCGCUCUCGCGCACAUGCGAAAGUGCAGUAUCAUUCAUGCUGAUCUCAAGCCGGACAACAUCUUGGUAAACGAGAGUCACAACGUGCUAAAGAUCUGUGAUUUGGGUACGGCUAUCGACAAGACGGAUGCGGCGACAGCGCACAUGGAUGUCACUCCAUACCUCGUCAGUCGAUUCUAUCGAGCGCCGGAGAUUAUUCUGGGCAUUCCUUACGAUUACGCCGUCGACAUGUGGUCCAUCGGCUGCACGUUGUAUGAGAUGUACACCGGCAAAAUCCUCUUUGCUGGAGACAGCAACAAUCAGAUGCUCAAGGCAAUUAUGGAGAUCAGAGGAAGGUUAACGCCGAAGUUGUUCAAGCGUGGUCAACUAUCGCCAGCUCAUUUCGACGACAAGGGACAAUUCGUCAGCAUCGAACGAGACAAGGUUCUCGGCAAGGUAUGUUGUGAUUCCAUUCACUCCCUCCAUGUUGUUUUUGUUUUUGCUGUUGUUUUUGCCAUCACACUCCUUGCAUCUGCCUACAAGCGCCAUAUGGACAUGCUCUUGGUGGCCGCCCACGCGAGGUCUAUGCUUAUUUUUGCGACAAUGGUUGGGGGCUGUUCCAUCUUGGGGCUCUGCGAGCGUAAGCGCCUAGAUCCCUUGCAGACUGAAGCGCUCGGGAUAUGUGGGGUAACUUGACGAUGACCAACACCACCCACACAACGGUCGAUAGAUCAAAACAACAGCCAUCAGGCAUGUUUGAUCUCAACCGCCCUUGCGGGGUUCUCGAACAAACUCAGCAAGGGAUGGAUGGUGUGAUGAGAUGAGGUUACAGAACGCCUCGAGAUCCUUUCAAGGUUAAAGACCAGGUCGCAUGACUUGUUUUGUCUCGGUAGAUCGGACUCCCUCUGAGCGUCAGCAACGAUGACCUACAUAUCCCUUGCAUACGAGUUCAACGGCUGCUAAGAGUUUGGCCCAGCGCUCAGCCCUUGUUGACAUGCGCAUUCAUGUGGAGAAUUCCUUUUCCCAUUUUAGAACUAUGAGUCAGGAAUGGAUAACUAACAAACUGUGCUUACAGACAACCGUCCGAACGAUGGCGGUGGUAAAGCCAACUCGGGAUCUACGGACAAGACUAAUGGCUGCGUCGUCAGGGAUGAAUGACGCAGAAACGAGGGAUCUGAACCACUUCAUUGAUCUCCUCGAGCACUGUCUUACACUCAAUCCCGACAAAAGGAUGAAGCCGGCUGAUGCACUGCGCCAUCCCUUCUUUACUGCACGGGCGGGACAUGUACGUCGGUAAGGAGGGUGUUAAGCAUUCGGAUCAUGGAUUCAUGACGCUGUUUUGAGACAAUUAAAGGCGCGGGAUGAGAGAUUUUUUGGGGGAUUAUACUUGGCUAGACAAAGCAAGGGAGGAUACUCGCUGGUUCAAAACAUGUGGUGGUUUGAUCGAUGUCUCUGAACGUGUCACCGCCGUUUUUAUAUCAUGCCUUGCUAUGUCUCACCUUGUCUGUUAUGUCUCGUAUGAAGCCGAGUUUAUUGGAAUCUAGACUUGGAAGAAGCAGGCUAGAAAUUUUGAUGGAGUUCUGGAGUAUCGAGCUUGGACGAGGGUCUAAAACAAAUGCCUACACAGUUGUAAUAACAUAGCUACUAAGGAAUCGCUAAGCAAUGCUCGGAUUGUCUAAUGAAUGAUCGCCGAUGGUUGAUUGAGUCUUUUUACGAUGCGUGACCUCGUA
Fusarium odoratissimum NRRL 54006 is the source of this 3822-nucleotide messenger RNA. RefSeq names its product CMGC/DYRK/PRP4 protein kinase. NCBI's taxonomy places the organism in Eukaryota, Fungi, Ascomycota, Sordariomycetes, Hypocreales, Nectriaceae. Gene Ontology annotation, biological process: peptidyl-threonine phosphorylation; peptidyl-serine phosphorylation; mRNA cis splicing, via spliceosome. The record is from RefSeq and is a predicted model, not a curated record. The transcript is spliced from 4 exons. Gene Ontology annotation, molecular function: ATP binding; protein serine/threonine kinase activity. Bases 317 to 2788 code for a protein of 823 amino acids.